Eleginops maclovinus (Patagonian blennie) is the source of this 1164-nucleotide messenger RNA. It is a transcript of the gene psmc3ip, whose product is annotated as PSMC3 interacting protein. The record is from RefSeq and is a predicted model, not a curated record. NCBI's taxonomy places the organism in Eukaryota, Metazoa, Chordata, Actinopteri, Perciformes, Eleginopidae. Bases 134 to 772 code for a protein of 212 amino acids. Gene Ontology annotation, biological process: meiotic joint molecule formation; meiotic strand invasion involved in reciprocal meiotic recombination; homologous chromosome pairing at meiosis. Gene Ontology annotation, cellular component: condensed nuclear chromosome; DNA recombinase auxiliary factor complex. Gene Ontology annotation, molecular function: recombinase activator activity; double-stranded DNA binding. The transcript is spliced from 8 exons.
UAUGCUUCCAGAGUAGAGAGAUAUUUUAGUGUGAUGCAUCUUUAAGAAUAAACGAUCUUUUCCGUGACGCAUGUUUCGCGCGAAACUCAGUUUUGAAAGCUAAAAACAAAUAGCGCCUUUGAAGAAGUUGAAAAUGAGUAAGAAGGAUAACGGCACGACCCUCAUCCUUGCAUAUCUGAAUGAGAAGAACCGGCCAUACAGUUCUCAGGAUGUAUUUUGCAAUUUACAGAAGCAGCAUGGAUUCGGAAAAACGGCGGUGGUCAAAGCUAUGGAGCUGCUGGCUCUAGAGGGCAAGAUAAAGGAGAAAACAUACAACAAGCAAAAGAUUUAUUUUGCUGAUCAGUCUCAGUUUAAAGACGUGGAUGAUGCAGAGCUGAAGGCGAUGGACGCUCAGAUUUCACAGCUCAGCGCAGAUGUGCAGUCCACCACACAGAGCUGCAGACAGCUGGAUGCAGAGCUGAAGGAGCUCAGCAGCUCCCUGACAACAGAGGAAAUGAUAUCAGAGAUCAAGGAGCUGAAAAAGGAGUGUUCGGGGUACAGAGCACGUGUGGAGAAGAUAAAGUCGGCCACAAAUCACGUCACACCGGAAGAGAAAGAGAAGGUUUACAAAGACCGGAAUGUUUACGUGAAAGAGUGGAAGAAGAGGAAGAGACUGGCUUCAGACAUGAUGAAUUCAAUCCUGGAAGGGUAUCCUAAGAGCAAAAAGCAGUUUCUGGAGGAAGUUGGAGUUGAGACUGAUGAGGACUGUAAGGUGGUUGUUCCGAGUUCUUGAAAGAACUAGAACAUGCUUGUUCCUUCGUGUAGGCUGAGCAACACUUAGCUAAGAAUAUCGAUCAUACCUCAGAGCAGUACAGGCUGCAGUGCAUUGUUUAUGCAUGGUUCUUGUACAAAACUACAUCUUUAACAAAAGCAUAUUUAUACAAAAGAAGCUGGUGUUUGCGAGACACAAAUGUGGAAUUUCUAGAUUUACAGAUGCUUGUCAAACCUUAUAGUUGGUUUAUUUUACCCUUUUUGAAUAAAAGCCAUUAAACCAAUCCUGAGCUUCUGAGGAAAAUGACAAGGAAUUAGUUGUGAGGCUUAUGUUCUUUUUUCAUGCGUUAAAAAAUUGUUCAAAUUGUUCCUUAUUUUUGGAAAACUGUAAAUAAAAGACCUUGGUGGAUUAUG